GCUUCCGCUUCCGGUGGCAUGGCUGCCCAGGACCCUGAGGGUGCGCCCGCCGGGCCGGGCCAGAGGAGGGAGCAGUUCGGAAGCCGCUUCCUGAGUGACCCGUCGCACGUCUUCCACCACAACGCCUGGGACAACGUGGAGUGGACGGAAGAGCAGGCUGCGGCGGCGGAGAGGAAGGUGCAGGAGAACAGCGCCCAGCGCGUGUGCGCCGAGAAGCAAGUUGAUUAUGAGGUUAAUGCCCAUAAAUAUUGGAAUGACUUCUACAAAGUUCACGAAAAUGGGUUUUUCAAGGAUAGACACUGGCUUUUUACGGAGUUCCCUGAGCUGGCACCUCGGCCAAACCAAAAUCACUUGAAGGAUCUGUUCUUGGAGACCGAGAAAGGUGGGCUCUCUGACUGCCGAAACACUGAGGGUGGACCUGGCUUGACAACAGAACAACGCUCGUGUUCCUCAGCCAGCCUGAGAUGUGAAACGCAGACAGCCCCUGAGGGGCAGACUCAGAAAUCAAGCCCCCUGCAAAUGUGUGCUGACAAGCUGCCUGGAUCCUCGGCCACCUACCGAAUUCUUGAGGUUGGUUGUGGUGUGGGAAACACUGUCUUUCCAAUUUUACAAACUAACAAUGACCCAGGCCUCUUUGUUUAUUGUUGUGAUUUUUCCUCCACAGCUGUAGAGCUAGUCCAGACAAGCUCGGAGUAUGACCCGGCUCGCUGCUUCGCCUUCGUUCAUGACCUCUGUGACGAGGACCAGCCUUACCCGGUGCCUGAGAACAGCAUUGAUGUUGUCGUGCUCAUAUUUGUUCUUUCAGCCGUUGUUCCGAACAAGAUGCAGAAAGCUAUAAACAGGCUGAGCAGGCUUCUGAAGUCUGGAGGGAUGAUGCUUCUACGAGAUUAUGGCCGUUAUGACAUGGCCCAGCUCCGUUUUAAAAAAGGUCAGUGUCUCUCUGGAAAUUUCUACGUGAGAGGUGAUGGCACCAGAGUUUACUUCUUCACUCAAGAUGAGCUGGACACACUUUUCACCACUGCAGGACUGGAGAAGGUGCAGAAUCUGGUGGACCGACGAUUGCAGGUGAACCGAGGGAAGCAGUUGACCAUGUACCGAGUUUGGAUUCAGUGCAAGUACCGAAAGCCCCUCUUGCCCAGCACGUAAGAGGCGCCCGCUCCUGUUGGGACUCACGUUCGCAGUUUUGGGGUCACUAAAAAGAACAUAAAUGGUGCCUGGUUACCGUUGGACAGCCUAAGGAUCCAGACGAGGCCCGGGCGUGGUGGGUUCCGCCCAUGGCCCCUGCACGUUCCAGGCCAGGCCGAGCUGCACAGCAGGACACUGUCUCAGGACAAAAGAGUUCAAACAAGGACGGGGUGAAGCUCAGCGGUAGAGCGCUUGCCUGGCGCAGUAAGACCCGAGGUUCCAACUCCAGAGCAGCAAAGAGAAAAAAUUCAAAACCUUUACUCCUGAACCUAGAAAAAUGUACUUAUGAGCAAGAUAAACGAUUUUGUCUUAUCGGUGAGGCCCGUCGACAUUAAUGUAGUACCUGAAACUGAACUCAGGACCUUGUGCCUGCCAGGCCGGCGCUGGGCCUCUGAGCUGUAUCCCCAGCCUAACACAGACUUUUUGCAAGUUGUUCGAGUUCUCAGUCUUGUCAUUUUGUAAUUGAAUGAAUUUCUUAAUAAAUGA
Octodon degus (degu) is the source of this 1671-nucleotide messenger RNA. RefSeq names its product methyltransferase like 2A (gene Mettl2a). Gene Ontology annotation, molecular function: tRNA (cytidine-N3)-methyltransferase activity. Lineage: Eukaryota; Metazoa; Chordata; Mammalia; Rodentia; Octodontidae. The record is from RefSeq and is a predicted model, not a curated record. The coding region runs from base 19 to 1146 and encodes 375 amino acids. The transcript is spliced from 9 exons.